This is a messenger RNA of Harmonia axyridis, 6124 nucleotides long. RefSeq names its product glycerophosphocholine phosphodiesterase GPCPD1-like. The transcript has 4 exons. Gene Ontology annotation, biological process: glycerophospholipid catabolic process. Bases 464 to 2629 code for a protein of 721 amino acids. NCBI's taxonomy places the organism in Eukaryota, Metazoa, Arthropoda, Insecta, Coleoptera, Coccinellidae. The record is from RefSeq and is a predicted model, not a curated record. Gene Ontology annotation, molecular function: glycerophosphocholine phosphodiesterase activity; starch binding.
GUUUAUAAACUGUGGUCCUAUUGGUGGCAAUUUUAUGGUUUUCUGGUUUCUAUUCAAUGAGUGUUUACUACUGCUCUAUGAUCUGUCAAAAUAUGUUCGAUUGAGUAGUCGUUAGUUGAAUGGAAAGUUGUGUUCUCAUAUUAUAAUAUUAUUGAGUGUUAACUUCUUUUAGUUUUUGUGGCGGUAUACCUUUGUGACUGUUUUUAACAUUUCGGAGGACACGUAAAUCCGUAUUAGUAUUGUCGAAUUAGAGUAUUUUUAAAAGACCAAAUGAAAAUUAACAUAAUGUGUGUGCGCUUUUCAUCACUUAGGUGACCAUGAUUUUUCUCGAUAUUUUAAUAUUAUUGAGUGAAGAAAUAGGUUUUUUCAUUCAACUACUUCUGCUUUUUCCUUGCCACUCUUAGUGAGAAUAAAAAUCUGUGAUAUAUUUAAAUAAAGGUGUUCGUAUUUGAAAAUUGAGAAGAUGCAGCGUUGGUUCUUUUUAGAAGACCCAGAGAACGCACAGGCGAGAUAUCACAAAGAUGAAAACCCCAGUGAGUCUCUCAACUUAUCGUCUAAAUUUAUUUACAAAAAAUGGUUGUUCAGAGCAAUUGUUCCACCUUUGAAUCCUGAAGAAACAUUAUGUGUUACUGGUAGUUCAGAUGAGCUAGGAAACUGGCAACCCAAUAAAUGUGUUCCACUCGAGAAAGAAGAGUCAGAUAUUUGGUCCAUUUGUUUGGACAUACCUGACAACAAAAAGGUGGAGUAUAGGUUUUGUGUAUGUGUUGUUAUUGAACCUGGUCUCCAAGUAAUUGUGAGAAAUUGGGAAACAGCAAUUCAUCCUAGAGUUAUAGAUACUGAUGGGAUCAGUCCCACUAAGGAUGACGUACCCUUGUGUUAUGGGCAAAUACAUUCUCAAGAGAAAAUAGAUAGAGGAUGGUUGAACAAGGAAACGGUUAUACAAUUGAAAUUAUGUAAUAAUCCUUUAACUCUUUGGAGACCUAAAUAUUUGAAAAGAAGAAUUUUUAUUAAAGUGACUCCUGUGACUUUGCAACGUCAUCAAAAUAAUAAUAAUACAAGUAAUAAUUCUUUAGGAUUUGAUGAUUCAAGAAGUACUGAUACAUUGGAUAUUGAAAAUGGCCCAAAGCAUUCUUAUACAGAAGUAGCAAGUUUGGAUGAUGAAGAUCCUAGUUUUCAUGUUCAGGAACAAUUUGGAAAGGAAUACCACGAAGAUGAAAUGCUUAUAUUUCAAUCAACUGUGCUUUUUCCCAACAAUAUUGCUUUCUUGAUUGAUUUAUACAUUUAUAGCUCACAAAGUUCCGAAGGAGAACCCCCAUAUCAUGCUGGGUUCAGCUACUUGUUACCGAGUACAUUGCAACAGAGCGAAGGAUCAGCAGUCCUUCCUGUUACAAGUACCAAACAAAGACCAUUAGGACAAAUUCGUGUAAAUUACCUUGUGAUAAAACCAUUGCCCUUUCCCUGUGAUAUGAGUAGAACCUAUCAAAGACACUGGGACAGACGAAGAGCAGGACUUGAUGUAGGACACAGAGGCUCUGGAUCUAGCUUCAAAACCCAGAAUUGUGCAGAAGUGAGGGAAAAUACUAUAGCUAGCAUGAAAAAUGCCAUCCAUUUUGGGGCAGAUUAUGUUGAGUUUGAUGUUCAGCUGAGUAAAGACAUGAUUCCUAUUAUUUAUCAUGAUUUCCAUGUUUGUAUUGCAAUGAAAAAGAAAAAUAAUAUGACCGAAUCUGAUAUGCUAGAGUUGCCAGUGAAAGAGCUCACAUUUGACCAACUAAGGAUGCUGAAGGUGUACCAUCUCUCAGAAGGAAAAUCGAAAAACCCCAGAUUUUUCGAUGACGAUCAGGAGGAGCAUCAACCUUUCCCAACCUUACAGCAGGUGCUGGAGGUAUUGAGUCCCCACGUGGGUUUCAACAUCGAGAUAAAAUGGACCAUGCAAUUGUACGAUGAAUCCUAUGAACUCUAUCAUCCUACCGAUCUCAAUCUCUACUUGGACACCAUUCUGGAAGUGGUUUUGAAAUAUGGCGGCAAGAGGAGGAUUGUGUUUUCCUGUUUCAACGCAGAUGUUUGCUCGAUGAUAAGAAUGAAGCAAAAUAAGUAUCCUGUGAUGUUCCUGACACAAGGAGAGACUAUCAUGUAUCCUAAAUAUUUUGAUCCAAGAUGCUGGUCGAUAAGGUCUGCAGCACAGUAUUCAACCAUGAUUGAAAUUUUGGGUAUCAAUGUUCACACAGAGGAUUUGCUCAGGGAUCCUUCUCUGAUACGUCAUGCAACAAGCAGAGAUCUCAUUAUAUUUUGUUGGGGUGACGAUAACUCUAAUCCAGAUACCAUAAAAUUCCUCAAAGAAUUGGGUUUACACGGCGUGAUCUACGAUAAGAUGUAUCAGUAUAAUAGCAAAGAAAUCAAAGAGAGCAUUUUCCUAGCCGAGGCAAGGGAGUCGCAUAAAGUUUUAUUGAAAGUUGCUGCUCUAAAUUCUGAGAAUCCGACUUCUCCACCACCACCUACCCAAGUUUUACCAGAUGGUACUAUCGAUAUUGACAAGAUUCGACAGAAUAUGGGUGAUAAAUUGUCAACUGCGACGUCUUUAGAGAGUUUGGAAAGUCGUAUGUCAGAUUACGACAAAUCAGAUGUUGUAUAGAUGACUUGCCUUCAUCUCUUGUACACUACAGGCAAAAAAAUAAAUUUUUUCACUAUUUCUGAUUUGAAUGCUUUGGUACAAGUAAAAUAGAGAAAACUGAAGUAGUUGAACAUUGUGAAAAAUUGAAACUACAUAAUUUAUUUAAAGUUGAUUUCUGAAUAUUGUGAUGCCCAAUUUUAUUAGUUUUCUCCAUUUUUCUUGAUAAUCUGAUGUUUCAUUGAUAUAUCUUGGAUUCUUCAAUAUCACACUUGAGAAAUAAUUUUUACAUUUUACAAUUCUUCUCUUUCUUCUCUAUUUUUACAUUCAACAUUUUUAUUGAUGAAUACCAUUUUAUAAUUAUAUUUCUACUAGCAUUAUAUUAUAUUCGAAGUAUUUUUUGAUGGUUUCAGUAUUUUUCUAAUUGUUGAAUAUUGUGUAGUGGGUGAUUAGAUAAUUAAUGGAAAUGAAGGGUUACCAUAAUUUAAACCAUCAAGGCUCAAGAAUGAAAUGUCACAAAAUCUUAAGAAGCGAUAUAAAGUACAAUUUCUGUUAUAGAGAAGACUGAUUCUUGACAAAAUACUAUCGUGAAAAUACUCUUAGUUAGAUUUUUGCAAAUAAGAAUUUCAAAUAAUAUAAUUUCUUUUGGUGAUGGUAUAAUGAGUGGAAUCUUUAUUUUCAAUUAAAAUAUUUAAAUUGAUUUUAGUGUGAUGAAGUGCAACCUCUAUUUUGAUAUGAAUUAAUAUUUUUCUCAAAUUGGAUUUUCACUAAGCAUUAUCAAUUUUAUAGGAAUACGAAAAAUGACAUUUAGGAAGGAAGAUUUUCUAUAAUUAAUGAUAUUUUUCCUACAUAAAAAUUAUUCCGAGUAAUAAUUCUCUUUAUUUAUUUCUUUAUUUUUAAAACUUUUUCCAUGUUGAGUGAGAUAAUAGGUCAUAUACAGGGUUAGAGGGUAUUUAGAGGGCCACUACCGGGAUAUCGAAAACCGUUAGAGAUACAGGGUGGCUUAAAUUACAAAAAUGUUGCGUUAGUUAGGGAUGAGUGUGUUGGUGUGAACAUAUUCGAAAUAUCUCCAAUGGUUCCUGAGAUAUUCCAAAAAAUCGAAAUUUUCUUUUUUUCUGUAUAACUUAUUUGUUUUUGGAGAUAACUCCACGAAAUUGUGUCGUCAGAUUUUUUCUGUUUUCCAUUGUUUCAGAGACGCGAUAGUCAAUUUUUUUUUCUUAUAGAUGCCAUAUUGGUUUUUCUUAUGAGGUGAUGAAGAAAAAAAAUUCAAAUUUAAACAAUCUAUCACACUCUACAAAAAUAUCGAGUCUAGGUACUCUAAUUUGAAGAGUUGUUAUGUGAAGUCAUCACUUGACUAUCAAGUCUCUGAAACAAUGGAAAACAGAAAAAAUCUGAAGACACCAUUAGUAUCUCUAUAUUGGGUAAUGGUUAUGAACCAAAUUUCGUGGAGUUAUCUCCAGAAACAAAUGGGUUAUACAGAAAAAAAUGAAAUCUCGAAUUUCAGUUUUUUCGAGAUAUCUUCAGAACCAUUGGAGAUAUUUCGGAUCUGUUAAGACCAACACACUAAUCCUUAAAUAAGGCAACUUUUUUGUAAUUUAAGCCACCCUGUAUUUCUAACGGUUUUUGAUAUCCCUGUAGUGCCCCUCUAAAUUGUUCUAACUAACCCUGUAAAAUAAAAAAUUAAAUUUCAUUGGAGUUCCGAAAUUUAGGGUGAAUUUAAAAUGAUACAGGGUGCAAAAACAAUUCAAGGAAUGAUUCUUGUCGAUAACUAGGGGAUCUUUUACAUAUGGAAAAAAUUAUUUAGCCACCAUGCACUUGUUGAUAUAUUUUUUUCAGGAAUUGUUAAUUUUUGCGAAAAAAUUCCAAAGGAUCUCAUAUGUUUAGGAUGAAUCAAGCUAUCUAGAAAGAAUUUUUUAAUGGUACGAUAUGAAAAAGGAAAUAAGGUUUAGGGGUGUUUUUCGCCUUUGAACAAUCUAUUUUUUUGAAUGUCGUCUGGUUUUCAGAAUAUGUCCACUUAAUUCUUUUUUUAUAACUUUUUUGUUUUGAAGAGAAAAUAAAAAUUUGACUUUUUGGAGUCUUUUUUUGGUGGCUGUAUCGCAGCAGUUUAGGCGGAUGAACAUUUUUUAUAAAGGCCCCUUGUUUGUUUUCAAAGAAUCAUUCUUUGAAUUUUCAAGUACUCAUUUAUUUAUAUUUUUUCCUAAAGCGAAUUUUUCAUCAAAUUGAGUUAUAUUAGUUGAUCUUACAACCUUUGAACUUGUGAUUUACAAAAUACCAAUUGUAUUGUAAUAAUAUAGUAACUGAUAUUGAUUGAUUUAUAUGAGUUGUUGCAUUAUUUAUAUUUUGAUGUAAAAGCCUUGAAAUUUUCCAACUAAAAAAACAAUAUUUUUAUGUGCAAAUGAUUAUCUAUGUUGGAUAUUUUGGGGUUUAAAAAUGUUAAAUUUAUCAAAUGACAUAAUAAAUAAUAACUAAUUAGAUUAAUUGAAAAGUAGUAUAAAUUGAUAUUAUCAGCUUCUCAAAUUUUCUAUUAGUAGCUUGGGUUGUGGAGGGGCUACUACAUUCAUAUAGGUAAUAAUUGCAAUUGUGAAAGACAGACGAGUAUUAUAUUUCAGGUUGAAAAAAAGAGUGAAGCAACUUAUAACGUUAUACAAUAGAGAAAUCUACUUAUUAAAUUUAAUUAUGAGCUUUGCUUCACAAUAAAUUGUACCAAAAAUAUAUUGAUAGCUAAAUAUAGAAGAAUUGGGAAAUUUGUCUAUUUCUAUGAGCCUUUGAAGGAAGGAGAAAAAAUUCAGAAAAUAUUGAAUUCAAAUUAUUGUUUUUGAGUGUUUGAAAGCAAAGGUAUUUUCUAAAUGCAGGUAGGGCUAUUUUGAAAAACGCUUAUUGAUGCAAAAUUUCAGAUCAUUUCAAAUAUAUUAGUUUUGAAAAUUAUCUUCUUUAAUUUUAUUUGGAAUGGAUUUACACUAACUGAAAUUGAUUUUCCAAUCAUUUUUUUUUGUAUUUACAACAAUUAAAUUUUUCUAUGUGCAGUUUUGUUCGAGUCAGCCUGAUUUUUAUAUUAUGAAUUUAAAUAUUACAGACACCGUUAUUUUCACUAUUUUCCAUUCGCAAAAUCUAAUCGUUGGAUUAUUUCAACUUAUUAUUGUUCUCGUUACGGGUGUUCGAGUUUACUACACAGGUAAGAGUGUUGGUAACCGGGAAUUCAGUCAAUAUUUCAACAAAUCUAGCUCCUGUCUUAUUUUUUAUGAAAUGUAGUAGCGAAAAUUUGUUAUUAAUUCAUGUUGUUUAUUAUAGAUUUUUAUAUAUAGUAGUAAUGAAUUAUUUAAAUAUAUUAUUUAUUUUUGAUUGAGUUAAAGCACGUUCAGUAUGUUUUCAGCUGAAUUCAGAUUCUACGUGAGGCCUUAUCCCAGUGAUGCUGAAAUGGCGAUACAACUGUGAUAUUGUUAACUAUUAAAGUACAACAUAAUGAUAUGUAUUGUAAUAAGGGCUGUGAAAGAUUUGCAUAUCAAUAAAGCUUGAAAGUAU